This is a messenger RNA of Acanthosepion pharaonis, 795 nucleotides long. Lineage: Eukaryota; Metazoa; Mollusca; Cephalopoda; Sepiida; Sepiidae. The record is from the annotation of a GenBank genome assembly.
AUGACCCCCUCUCUCUUUCUUUCUUUCUUUCUUUCUUUCGUAAUUGUUUCUUCUUCUUCUUCUUCUUCUUCUUCUUCUUCUUCUUCUUCUUCUUCUUCUUCACCACUAACCCAGUCAUCUUUCAGACAUCACCAUCUGUCUCUUUUUUUCAAUCAAUCACUGUCUCUUUCUUUCUUUUGUUUUUCUAACAUUUUUUUUUCUUUUUUUUUUUUUUUUCUUUCUUCUUCUUCUUCUUCUUCUUCACCACUAACCCAGAACUUUCAGACAUCACCAUCUGUCUCUUUUCAAUCAAUCACUGUCUCUUUCUUUCUUCCUUUCUUUCUUUCUUUCUUUCUUUCUUUCUUUACCUUGUCUUUCUUCCUUAUUUCUUUCCCCCCUUUUUUCAUUCUUCUUCUUCUUCUUCUUCUUCUGACCCAGAACAUUCCGUUAUCACACUCUGUCUCUUCUCAAUCAUUCACUAUCUCACUUUUUCUUUCUCCUUUCUUUUUUCUUUCUUUCUUUCUGACUUUCUUUCUUUUUUCAUUCUUCUUCUCCUUUGUCCUCUUCUUCUCCACUAACCCAAAACUUUCAAUCAUCACCCUCUGUCUCUUUUCAAUCACCCUCUAUCUCUCCUUCUUCUCUUUCUAUCAUUCUUUUUCUUUCUUUCUUUUCUCUUUCUUUCUUCUUUCUCUUCAUUUAUUUUUCUUUCUUUUUUUCUUCUUCAAUGUUAAAUACAUGAACACUAAUGGCUUUGUCCCAAUCCUCAUAAAUAUGUUGGACACUAUUGUAACGAGAGGCAAUAUGGUGUCUAAGUAG